This is a messenger RNA of Staurois parvus, 4429 nucleotides long. The record is from the annotation of a GenBank genome assembly. Lineage: Eukaryota; Metazoa; Chordata; Amphibia; Anura; Ranidae.
AUGGAGACAGAGGAGUUCAUCCCGCCCCCGGAGUGCCCCGUUUUCGAGCCGACUUGGGAGGAGUUUGCCGACCCUCUGGGCUAUAUAGCCAGGAUCCGGCCAAUCGCGGAAAAGUCGGGGAUCUGUAAAAUCCGCCCGCCUGUGGACUGGCAGCCACCAUUUGCAGUUGAAGUGGAUAACUUUCAUUUCACCCCUCGCAUUUCAGAGACUCAAUGAACUGGAGGCUGAAACCAGAGUGAAGCUCAACUACUUGGACCAAAUUGCAAAGUUCUGGGAGAUCCAGGCGUCAUCGCUCAAAAUCCCCAACGUGGAGCGCCGAAUUCUGGACUUGUACACCCUCAGCAAGAUUGUACGGGAAGAGGGUGGCUACGAGCUGAUCUGCCGGGAGAGGAGAUGGGCGCGCGUGGCGCAGCGCAUGGCGUAUCCCUCAGGAAAGAACAUCGGCUCCCUGUUGAGGUCCCAUUACGAACGCAUCAUUUUCCCUUUCCACAUGUACCAGUCUGGAGCCAACUUGGUGGACUGCGGGGAGCGGCCGCGCUAUGACAGCGAAGAGAAGGACAAGGAGUACAAACCUCACAGUAUUCCACUGCGGCAGUCUGUGCAACCCUCCAAAACCACCAGCUACGGGCGGCGCGCCAAGCGUCUCACUCAGGAGCCGGAACCGACCGAAGAAGACAUCGAGAAGAACCCGGAGCUAAAGAAACUUCAGAUCUAUGGUGCGGGUCCAAAAAUGAUGGGGCUUGGCCUGAUGGCGAAAGACAAAAACCUGCGCAAGAAAGAGACGCAAUCUGUUUCAGAAGGAGAUAUCCCAGAAUGCCCCCCAACACUGGUGGUGAAGGAGGAGGUUGGAGAGGUCGAGGAGAGCAGACUGUACAUAAAGCGGGAACGAUCGCUCAGUCCUGAACCCUGCACAAAGAUGACCAUGAGACUGCGUCGGAGCACCAGCAGCGCCCAGUUUGUGGAUUCCUACGUCUGCCGCAUCUGUUCCCGCGGGGAUGACGAUGAGAAGUUAUUACUGUGUGACGGCUGUGAUGACAACUACCACACGUUCUGCCUGUUACCCCCACUUCCUGAACCCCCAAAAGGCAUCUGGCAUUGUCCCAAAUGUGUCAUGGCCGAAUGUAAACGUCCGCCGGAAGCCUUUGGGUUUGAACAGGCGACGCGGGAGUACACCCUGCAGAGUUUCGGCGAGAUGGCGGAUUCCUUUAAGGCAGAUUAUUUCAAUAUGCCAGUUCAUAUGGUGCCUACGGAGCUGGUGGAGAAGGAGUUUUGGCGUCUGGUGAACAGCAUCGAGGAGGAUGUGACGGUGCAGUACGGGGCCGACAUUCACUCCAAGGAGUUCGGCAGCGGCUUCCCUAUGCUGGACGGGAAAUCGGAGCUGACUCCCGAGGAGAAGACGUACGCCACCAGUGGCUGGAACCUGAACGUGAUGCCGGUGCUGGAGCAGUCAGUGCUGUGCCACAUCAACGCCGACAUUUCCGGCAUGAAGGUGCCGUGGCUGUACGUGGGAAUGGUGUUCUCCGCUUUUUGUUGGCACAUCGAAGAUCACUGGAGCUAUUCCAUCAACUAUCUUCACUGGGGUGAACCCAAGACCUGGUACGGGGUGCCAUCCUCAUCCGCCGAACAGCUUGAAGGGGUCAUGAAGAAGCUGACACCGGAGCUCUUUGACAGCCAACCAGAUCUGCUGCACCAGUUGGUGACGCUGAUGAACCCCAACACACUCAUGUCACACGGCGUUCCGGUUGUUCGCACCAACCAAUGUGCCGGCGAGUUUGUCAUCACCUUCCCACGAGCCUAUCACAGCGGCUUCAACCAGGGAUACAACUUUGCUGAGGCCGUCAACUUCUGCACCGCUGAUUGGCUCCCAGCAGGAAGAAAAUGUAUCGAGCAUUACCGCCGCCUGCGCAGAUACUGCGUCUUCUCCCACGAAGAGCUCAUUUGCAAGAUGGCCGCGUGCCCGGAAAGACUGGACCUGAGCCUGGCCCGCGGCCGUCCACAAGGAGAUGCUCUUGUUGGUGCAGGAGGAGCGCAGGUUGCGGAAAGCCUUGAUGGAGAGGGGGGUCUCCGAAGCGGAGCGGGAAGCCUUCGAGCUCCUCCCGGAUGACGAAAGACAGUGUCAGAAGUGCAAGACCACCUGCUUCCUGUCUGCCUUGGCCUGUUACAGCUGCCCUCAGGGCCUGGUGUGCCUGUAUCACAUCGAUGAUUUGUGUCAGUGCCCGCCUUCCCGACAGUAUCUCAGGUAUCGUUACACCCUGGACGAACUUCCAGCCAUGUUACACAAGUUAAAAGGUCGAGCUGAGUCCUUCGACACCUGGGCAAGUAAAGUGCGGCGUGCUCUGGAGUUCCAAGAUGGCGGCAAGACAGAGCUCGAACAUCUGCGAGUUUUACAGGCCGAGGCUGCAGAGAAGAAAUUUGCACAGAAUGAUUUGUUGCAGGAGCUGAGAAAUCUCAUCAAAGAAACCGAAUCGUGUGUCACCGAGUCCCAGAAACUGCUGGACAAGCCACGCCCAACCAGGAGUAGCACUGCGGUUGUGACUCUGGACAGUUUACAUAAGCUCAUUCAUCGUAUCCAAGCUCUUCCCGUGUGUCCUGAAUCAGCUGCCAAAGCUGGAGGACCUCUUGGAAAAGGCAAAAGUCUUGCAAGAAGAAGCAAAGAAGUGCUUGCAGUCUCUGCCGGAUAGCGCCCCCCAGAUGCAGGACAUGGUAGAGCGGUGCCGUUCUCUGGGAGUGCUGCCACCGGAAGCCGAGCAGUUGGAGAGGAACAUGCGCCAGGGGAGUGUGGCUAUCGCGCGGGUUGCGGGCAGCUCUGGUCGCUGGCAGGUCGGGCACGCUUCAGGAAUUGCGUUCUCUGCUGCAGGAGGCUGUGGAGGUGGCCGAGAGCCCCGCGGUGGAGAAAGCUCGCAGCGAACUGCAGGAUCUGAUCUCCAUCGCUCUGCGCUGGGAGGAAAAGGCUCAGAUGUGCUUGGAGGCCAGACACAAGCAUCCGCCUGCAACACUGGAGGCGAUCAUCAAAGAGGCGGAGAACAUCCCGGUGCAGCUCCCCAAUACCCUCAGCCUGAAGGAGGCCCUUUUUAAGGCCAGAGCCUGGAGUGCCGAUGUGGAUGAGAUUCAGAGCGGGGACCAUUACCCUUGCCUGGAUGACCUGGAGGGACUGGUGGCUGUGGGCCGGGACUUACCUUUGAAAAUGGACGAGCUGCAUCAGCUAGAGGUACAAGUGACCGCCGCGCACUCCUGGAGGGACAAGGCGGCCAAGACCUUCCUGAAGAAGAACUCGUGCUUCACCCUACUGGAGGUGCUGUGCCCCAGUGCGGAUGUUUCCUCCAGCAAUGUGAAGAGGGCUCAGUGGAGGAAGGAGAAGGAGCGAGGUCUGUACCGGUCAGACAUGGAGAGCCUGGGGCUGUCUGCACAGGACCUUCGGGACCCCGGCUGCAUAGUCCUGGCCUUCAAAGAAGGUGAACAGAAGGAGAAGGCCGGCAUCCUGAGGCUCCGGACGAUGAACUCCUCCAUGGAGCGACGUUGCGUUUGCGCCUGCGGCGAGCCGCCGGGGGAACUCAUGGUCCGCUGCGAACUCUGCCAGGACUUAUUUCACGGGCAUUGCGUCCCCACCCCCAGACUGACUUCUCACCGCGGCACACACUCCUCCCCUUCGCCGGCCUGGUGGGAAUGGGACAGCCGCUUCUUGUGCCCGCUGUGCGUACGGUCGCGCCGCCCCCGGCUGCAGACCAUCCUGUCUCUGUUGGUCGCUCUGCAGAAGCUGCCCGUACGGCUGCCGGAGGGGGAGGCGCUGCAGUGUUUAACGGAAAGGGCGAUGAGCUGGCAAGAUCGAGCGCGCCGGGUCUUGGCGACUCCGGAGAUAUCGGCCGCCGCAGCCACCUUGGCCGAGAAACGGCAGAAGCUGCAACACAGCAAAGACCCUCAGGCACUGAGAGAGACGACCUGCAACGAGCAGACGCCUCUCCCCCACGAGAAUGGAGACUCUCACCUGGAGAACGGCGCGGCAAUGCCAGAUCUGAAUGCCAUGGCUGCUCUCCUCCCUCAAAUUGAAAAGACGCCGGUCCUGGAAAUGUCCAUCGGUUCUCGGGCGCUGUUGGAGGACCUGAUGCUGGAAGGGGACCUUCUCGAAGUCACGCUUGAGGAGGAGCUGAGUAUCUGGAGACUGCUGCAAGCAUCGCAGACGGCGUGUGUGGAGAGGCUAAAGACUCUUAUAGAAAUCGAACGGUGCGAACGGAGGGCCAACCGCCUGAAGGGAAAAGACCACGAGAAGAGGAAGAAGAGGAGGAGCGAGCGGGCGGAAGGGGGUUACCCCCCACCAACACUCCAGAAGGAGGAGGUGGGACCAAAGAGAAGUCGCAGUGAUCGGGCACUGGACGCACCUCCUGAUAAAGAGAGCCCGAGGAAAGUGGGGACAGAAAGCAACCAGAAUGGAGAG